Messenger RNA from Kwoniella mangroviensis CBS 8507, 342 nucleotides. RefSeq lists its product as uncharacterized. The record is from RefSeq and is a predicted model, not a curated record. Lineage: Eukaryota; Fungi; Basidiomycota; Tremellomycetes; Tremellales; Cryptococcaceae. The transcript has 2 exons. The coding region runs from base 1 to 342 and encodes 113 amino acids.
AUGAAACGAUCCCCUUCACCUUCACCUUCCAACGAGCCUCAUACUCCCACUCCCACCCCAGGACAAGACGUCAAAAGAGCAGAUAAAUCGCCUAAAAUUCCCAAGAAGACUAAGGUCGAAUUGACCUCCUCUGGAUCUGCCUCACCUUCGAACACUCACUCGACACCUGAUAAGAAAGAACAAUUCCUCGAGAAGAUCAUUAGUAUAGGAUUGAAAGCUUGUAAUGUCGAUGAGAUCUGCCAAGAGUUCGGUCUCACCAAGAUCCAAUUUCGAAAUGCUACUCAAGCUGGAAAGAAAGGGAAUCUGAGAGAUAAAGCUUGUAAAGGAAUUAGAGGUGAAUAA